This is a messenger RNA of Culex pipiens pallens (northern house mosquito), 1313 nucleotides long. RefSeq names its product WD repeat-containing protein 74. Gene Ontology annotation, cellular component: nucleolus; preribosome, large subunit precursor. Gene Ontology annotation, biological process: ribosomal large subunit biogenesis. The transcript has 4 exons. Bases 88 to 1290 code for a protein of 400 amino acids. Lineage: Eukaryota; Metazoa; Arthropoda; Insecta; Diptera; Culicidae. Gene Ontology annotation, molecular function: protein binding. The record is from RefSeq and is a predicted model, not a curated record.
CAAAUUCGCGGUCGCAAACGGCUCGCUGCACAGCCGGUCCGAUUUAAAAAUUUAGUUUUUACUGGUGAAAUAGUGCGCAAAACCGCGAUGAAAUUCUCCACCACCAACGCCAAGUGCUCGUCGUACGACGGGAAGCACCUGAUUUACGUCGGAACACACACGGGAUCGUUCAAAAAGCUGGAACCCUUCCAGGAGGAGCCGUACAGCCAGAAGAACCUGCAGCAGAUCAAUGUGCUGAACAAAACGUCCAAGGUGACGUGUUUGGCGUUCGGCAACGAAGAUCGCACCGAGAUUCUGGUGGGUCGUGCCAAUGGGUUCGUUAAGGUGUUCGACUGCAACAGCGAGGACAACACCUCGAGCCUGGAGGUUGGCGAGGUCGGGGAGGUCGUCGGGUUGGGACGGUCCAAUGGCUGCAUCAUUGCCGGCACCGACAAGGGCACGGUCAAGAUCAUAAAAUACCCGGAAACCGUAGAGUUCUCCGUCGGGGACAACCUGGCCAAGCUGCGCAUCUGCGCCGAAGAUCCGAACCAGAUGGUGACCGGUGGCAAACAGCUCAAGCAGAUCGUCAAAGUGUGGGACCUGGAAACGCAACAGGUGACCUUUACGGCGAAGAACGUAAAGAAGGAGCUGGAGCUGGAGAAACCUGUCUGGGAGAAUGACGUCCUGUUUGUGGAUCGUAACACCGUGGCGUCGUGCUCGCGGUACGGGUACGUGCGUGUGUACGAUCUGCGAGCCGUGCAGCGUCGCCCGGUGCAGGCGUUCGCUCCGCCGGACGAUCAGUUGUCCUUUACGUGUCUUGCGAGCCACGGUGAUCUGCUGUACGCAGGAACGACCAGCGUGGGGGCGCGUGCGUUCGAUCGUAGGAAGAUGAAGAAUCACGUACACGUGUACAAAGGAUUCACCGGAACGGUUACCGGCGUCGGGGUGGACUCGACCGGAAGUUAUCUGUUCAGCUCGUGUCUGGAUCGGUACGUGCGGGUGCACAACGCGCAGAAGACGGCCAUGGUGUACCAGUGCUACGCCAAGUCGAAGCCAACGCAAAUUCUGUGUGCCGAUUACAAGGAAAAGCCCGUUGAGGAAGAUGACGACGACGAUUUGAUUCUGGUGGAGGAUGAGAAGGAAGAGGGUGAUGAGAGCGAGGGAGACGUCGAUUCGGAGUAUGAGGACCUGUUUGCAAAAAUGCAAACCGUUAGUGAAAAAUCCGCAUCGAAAAAGCGAAAAGCCAACGACGAUGCUCUGGAAGACAACAAGGUGAAGGUCAACAAGAAGAAGGGCAAGAAAGUAAAAUAAACAUAGUUCUUUUGAACCGUUAA